This is a messenger RNA of Paramecium pentaurelia, 619 nucleotides long. The record is from the annotation of a GenBank genome assembly. NCBI's taxonomy places the organism in Eukaryota, Ciliophora, Oligohymenophorea, Peniculida, Parameciidae.
UAUGAAAUAUAUUCUUGCUCUAUUAUUUGUUGCUAUUACAUAUGCUGGAAAUUGUGGACAAACAUGUUGUCAAGAUUUACCAAAAAGAUCUCCAAUGACAUUCUAUUAUUUUAUCAAUACUGGAAGAUUCUUUGGAGGAAGUGGUGAUUCAUCAAUUAGUACUUUUGGAUAUUCUGGAGCUGGAAAAGUAUUUAUUAUUUAAAUUCAUGAUUAGUAUAGAAAUGACCCUACUGCUUAAUGUUUAAAAAAUUAAGGACCUGCACCUUCAAAUACAUAUACAAUAAAAACAUGUUAAAAUACUAUGCAUUCUCCUCCAGUUGACAGACCUUGUUCUUUUUGGAUAGAUGGAAAUGAUUAAGAUAAAAUGUGUGGAAGAACAGAAAUCAUGAUUCAUGGAUGUGCUUGUUGUACACCAAGUGAUUGGAGUGUACCCCCAAUUGAUGGAUGUUCUGCAGGGUAUUAUUAAUUAAUUAUUCAUUUAGAUGUAUUAUCAUUAAUGAAGAGAACAGAAAAAAACUUAGAGUUGGAGAUACUCUUAUUGUUUAGGAUUAUGAUCCUUUAAGUGAGAAUAUCUAAUUAGAUGACAUCAUCAUAGAUAAAGAAAUUAUGUAUGAAUGAA